This is a messenger RNA of Nezara viridula (southern green stink bug), 1212 nucleotides long. The record is from the annotation of a GenBank genome assembly. NCBI's taxonomy places the organism in Eukaryota, Metazoa, Arthropoda, Insecta, Hemiptera, Pentatomidae.
CAAUUGCUUUGGAGUCGGUUUUAAUUAUCGUUCAGUUAUGGUUAUUCCUCUUUAAACAAAUGAUUUUAAAAUAAACAUUCAACCACUUGAAUUGAUUGACUUUCUUUACUACAUACUUAACUAGAUAACAAUAUUUGCUAAAAUGUCGUGGUACAAUGAACUAAUGAAUUCUACUUUUUCAAUAAUUUUCUACGGUUUUUUCUUAAUUCUUACCUUGUGUUGUGUUAUUGCUAUUAUAAUUGAAAGAUAUCGUUAUAAAAAACUUUCAGUUUUAGAUUUAAAAAAUAAACAUGUAGUGAUCACUGGAGGUUCCAGUGGUAUUGGCAAAUCUUUAGCAGUUGAAGCUAUUCAAAGAGGUGCAAAUGUAACAUUAAUUGCUCGUGAUGAGCAAAAGCUCAGUAAUACAAAAAGAGAUAUUAUCCAGCAUUGUAUUUAUUCUACACAGAGAGUUUUUACGGCAUCAUUGGAUCUAGCUACUCAUAAUUACGAGGAAAUAGAGAAAGCUUUACAAUCAAUUGAACAAGAAGGUGGUCCUAUUUUUAUGUUAUUUAAUUGUGCUGGAACGGCAAUUUGUGGGAAGCUUGAAGAUAUUUCUCCUUCAGACAUUCGGAAACUGCAUGAUUUGAAUUGCCUCGGAAGCAUUAUGACUACUCGAGCUGUAAUUGAAGGGAUGAAAUCAAGAGGCGAGGGGCAUAUCAUUUUUGUAUCAUCUCAAAGCGGGCUUCUCGGCAUCUAUGGCCUAACAGCUUACAGCUCCUCAAAAUUUGCCCUGCGUGGCUUUGCAGAAGCUCUUCAGAUGGAGGUUCAAAGUUACGGCAUAAAAAUCACUGUAGCUUAUCCUCCAGAUACAGACACUCCAGGAUUUGCUAUAGAAAAUCAGGGUAAGCCGAAAGAGACAAAAUUGAUAUGCCAAUCUGCUGGACUAUUCCAACCUGAAGUCGUCGCUGGCCAAAUGUUCCGAGAUGCUAUGGCCGGUAGGUUUGCUACCUCUGUCGGAGCUGAUGGAUUUAUGUUAACGACAUUAACAGCAGGAAUGUCUCCGUGCAGAUCAGUCUUGCAGUUUAUGAGUGAGUUAUUUUUAAUGACUGCAUUCAGAGUUGUAGCUGUUUGUUACCUCUUCAGCUUCAAGAAGAUAAUCGAGAACUGCAUGGUCGCUAAAAACAAGUCGAAGAAACCGCAAUAAUUAGUGAACCUGAUGGCGAUACCAAAGGU